AUGCCACCCAGAGCAAGAAGUGGGCCUGGAAAAGUGGGGGAAGGGGCAGUAGCAUCUGGGAGUGACAGUUCUGACAAGAAGCCUCAGGUUCCCAAAGAUGGUGGCAAUGCAGUAAAGGUCAGACACAUUCCAUGUGAAAAACAUGGAAAAAUCAUAGGAGCCUUGGAAAAGUUAAAGUCUGGAAUGAGAUUCAAUGAAGUGGCCACACAAUAUAGUGAUGGUAAAGCCAGGCAAAGGGAUGACUUGGGUUGGAUGACCAGAGGGUUCAUGGUGGGACCAUUUCCAGAGGCAGCAUUUGCUUUGUUUAUAAGUGUGCUGGACAAAUCUGUGUUGCAGACCCUCCAGUUAGGAUGA
Messenger RNA from Phyllostomus hastatus (greater spear-nosed bat), 354 nucleotides. RefSeq names its product peptidyl-prolyl cis-trans isomerase NIMA-interacting 4-like. Gene Ontology annotation, biological process: rRNA processing. Gene Ontology annotation, molecular function: DNA binding; peptidyl-prolyl cis-trans isomerase activity. The transcript has 2 exons. Lineage: Eukaryota; Metazoa; Chordata; Mammalia; Chiroptera; Phyllostomidae. The coding region runs from base 1 to 354 and encodes 117 amino acids. The record is from RefSeq and is a predicted model, not a curated record.